AUGGAAUUUUUUGAUCAAAUGCGGGCCUUUGCUGAUAAGCUUCACCAUCGCACUCGUAUCUCUCUGCCUCAUUCUCACGUUUCGAAGUCAGACAACAGUUUGGAGGAAGAACUUGACGAACUUGUAAAGUAUCUAUCGACAAUCCACGCCCGUUUUCUCGAAGCUCAGGGUACCUCGGGCCAGAAUGGCGAUCCUCGUUCGUCUGGGGACCUUAUCAGAAUCUUGAUCAGCGUUCAUGGGAAUCUCCAAGUUACAUUGCAGAUGGUAGAAGAAGAGGAUGCGAAAAAUUAUGAAGUUGCUAAAAAGGCCUUUCUCUGGAAGUCAGAAUUGCUGAAUUCAGUUGCGGAUGCCAUAGCCAUCGAAAAUCACAAAUUGAGAGUAUUGCUCUGCACUUUCGACCCAAAUACAAAUGUCGAAGCUGCCAUUCCUCUAAAAUGGGGAAAGAAGAGAUCGCGAAAGAUUGAGGGCUACGUCGAAACCGAGAUACAAAGAUGUGGGAGACAGGGACGCGAAGUAAGCCGACUGGAUGGCUAUAACUACCAAUUUAAGUGGAACAAAUUGAACGAUGCAGAAUACUUGAGUCAUAUUUCUGGUGACAAACUUUGCAAAGUUUCGGCUAAAUCUUGGGAAGCUUUCAUUCAAUGUUUCACUGAGAAUCUACAAAUCGCACAGGAAGAGUCCUGUGAACCUUCUGAUAGGUGGAUACAUCUUAUGAUUUGCUCGCACUACUUGAUGUCUGCUCGAGACUCUCGGGAGUAUCGCCAAUUUGCCACACAUUUCACACAUCCUCAAGAUCUAUGUAUCAUUGAUACGGGUUUCACUUUACAUCAUUACAUAACGGAGCUGGAGAUCCUACUCUUUGGCAUUCUUACUGAACUAGAAACAGAAUACCUCAAUCCUGAUGCUGUUCAAGAAAGGACCAAGACGAAGAACUCGCAGCAAUCGACGCCAUCAACUCCUCAAACUCCUCCCCUAGUGCAAGAUAGGCAUGAAAGUGUCUCAACUGGGUCGACGCAGUCCAUGAGCAUCGAUGAAUACGGAGUUAUUUUCAAAUGUCAACUCAGCGGCGAGCAAGCUGGCCAUGUAAUUAAAAUUCGAAUAGAUGCAGAAGGUGCAUUGACUCUGGAUUUGGACGAGGAACCACGUCUCUGGCCUAACACCCUCCAGGCGUUCAGAGAAUUAGAUUUACGAAGAGCUUCUAUUCACCCUAAUUAUCUUACCCCCGGAAUUUAUAUGUGUGAUUUAAUCCUAGAGAGAAAACUACACGGAAGACCCGAUAUCACCAAUGGCCGUUUGUUCUUUCAAAGCUCAACAAGUUUGAAGGAGUUCCAAAGGGCUCUGACAGGAUUUAAGGUUUUAGUAGACUUUCAACGGGGCAUCAAACUUCGGACCCUUGAAAAGUAUCAAUUUGAAAGCAAGAAUGCAAUCACUGGAAGACUACAAAUUUGGCUCAAAGAUUUUAGCAGCGGGCAUGAUUCUACUCAACCAGGUGCAGGCUCUUCGCUUCGAAGAGCAUCGACAUCCCUCUCGAACAUGAGCGGGACUACCUUUGCUUCAAUGGCCACACUGAAGGCACAACAAGCUAUUCCUGGUUCACAUCUGACUACUAUUGACGAAGGCAGUGGCUUAAAAAUAGAAAUGCCCGUUCCUCCACUUAUCAUUAUGUUUGUUGAAUCGUCGUCGCGAGAUGGGAAGAUUCAACGAGGGCAGAUCUUGGCAUUUAAAUUUGCAGAGCAAUCGAAGCUUGAUCGCAAAAAAUGCAAGCCUGAUGACAAGUUUCCUCGCUGCUUUGUGCUUCACCCUGUUCGUUGCGACCUUCAAAUCGGACCUUUGAAAUUUCCUCAAAACCCGAAAGAACUCAGCUGGCUCGAAGUCUCUUUCUCAAAUGAUGAAGAAAGGGAAAUUUUUACUAAACAACUUGAAGACGCAAGAAAAAUAUACCAUCGACGUAUGAAAGAACAUAACAAGGGCUUGAAAUUCAUGCGCCAGGGUCGUCAUAACACCAGAGAAUACGGCGUGGAUUAA
Botrytis fragariae is the source of this 2025-nucleotide messenger RNA. RefSeq lists its product as uncharacterized. NCBI's taxonomy places the organism in Eukaryota, Fungi, Ascomycota, Leotiomycetes, Helotiales, Sclerotiniaceae. Bases 1 to 2025 code for a protein of 674 amino acids. The record is from RefSeq and is a predicted model, not a curated record. The transcript is spliced from 9 exons.